AUGGUCCCUCAACCAUCUCAAGGGACGUCCAGUCCAUCGGCAUCCUCUAUUUUCCUUCCACUCGGUCGACGAAGUUCCCGCGCAUCUUUGUCGACACAGGCGGAACGCGACAGUUUGAACGCCGCUCUGGACCAGAUACAUACAGCAGCCUACCAGUCCGAUGCCCUCACUGUGUUCAACGAGUUCGCUAGCCCGCCCGCCCCGGCGUCGGCCGUGGAUGAAAAGAGCAUAUCUGACGAGAUCCAGGGUGGUUUGAGUGGAUUAUAUAGUCGAUUACGGACUUCUGUUGGCGGGAUGAGAGGUAUGGUCAGCGGAGUAGGGAAGUCUGCAGAUGAACCGAGACGUCAUCCGUCGGAUCGCUUGACUACGAAACGUACCCCAGAUUCGGUAUCCCUCGACACUCAGCACCAUCCCGGCUCACCUUUGCCCUCAGCCCUGAACUCUCCAACCUCCGUGAGCCACCCGUCUACUCAUGACGGUUCCAUUGCGCCAGGCGCAUCAAAGUCCUCAAGGGUCUCCUCCAAGGCCGGGAGUAUAUCAUCGAAGGCCUCGGUGCCUCCGUCCGCGAACACACGACCUCAUAGUGUCUCACUGCCCGCGGCGUCCGGUAACCCUGGUGCUGUAGAUCCGGCGGUCACCGAAGUACAUGUCAAUGCGAUCAAAGAAUCUGCCCGUGCCAUGAGUGAUGCGUCUACCACACAACCAUUGAAUGACCUGCAACUACUGGAAUCAAGUGGCACCGAUAAUGAUGACUUCCCACGAAAAACGUCCCUGAGCUCUUCGGGAUGGAGUCAGCAGCGAACACACUCCCCGGUCUUACAAGCAAAGACCUAUACUAACGCCUACGAUGGAUCGGCGGUGGCGGAUGCUAGUAGUACUCAUAGCGGGAGCCAAGUUCGAGAUAACUCCAGAAGGCCGGACGGACGCACAGGCCGUGAAGUGGACACGGGCUUCGCGGCUUCAAGUCGGAAGGCCAAGCGCUCGAUUGAUGAGACACAGGACGGCAGCCUACCUCUAGACCGAACGAGAUCAAAUUCGGCCGUAUCAAUGCAGCCGGAUCUUACGACUAGUGCCCCAGCCUCCGGCACGGAUAGCGUCAAUUACUUUACCAGUGGAGAAGACAGCAAUUACGUCGAAGGACGCACACCUUCCACAUUAGCCACAUCUAUGUCGUUUGUCGAUGGUGAGGGUCAGUCAAAGGAAUCGCUGAAGUCCCGAGCCCAGAAUGACAGCAAAGAAAGACCGCAAAUUACUCGUUCCGGUCGGUUGCCUGGUUACCCGACAUCGCAAAUUUCAUCUGUUAGUACUACCAUGGGCUCUCCGACCAUUAUCACGCCCCUCAAUACUGCUUUUGACAGAAUACCUUCCCGAAACCAAUCUCGCCGUCCGAACCCAGGUGACGGCGUCGUAACUCAGCUCCGAAGUAGACUACUAAGUAAGGAUUUCUGGAUGCGCGAUGAAAAUGCGAAAGACUGCUUUCACUGCGGGGAACCCUUCUCAACAUUCCGGCGAAAACAUCACUGUCGUACUUGUGGUCAAAUAUUCGAUUCAAAGUGCACACUUCUGAUCCCAGGCGAGAAGUUUGGCCAACCAGGAACAAUACGCGUAUGCAAGCCUUGCGAGCAUAUGAUAAACGGUCAUGAUGAUGAUUCAUCUGAGUUCUCAGACAGCGAACAAAGCCCCAUAAUGGCUAAUCCCCGCGUGUCCGAGCUCAGCACCGGGAAUUCUUCACGCGCUGGCCCGGACGAUGAUGAUACAGCAUCCGUCAUUUCCCAGUCUCUUAACACUUCAAACAAAACACCCACAAUGGCUAUUCCAGCGACAAGACGUGCUGGAGAAGGGCACAAUCGCCGCUCAGCCGUUCUUGAGAUUAGUCCAGAUCGGCCUUUGGCUAGACCAACGUCUUCAAGAUCGUUAAAGUCUACCUUGAGUGGCCGACCUCAUUCUAUGGGACACAAGCGCCAUCAUUCCCGCCAACAAGUCAUUCGCAAUUUCAAACCCUAUCACGACGAGCGAGCUCCUUUUCAGCGGCGUCAUGGGGAUGACUCUCCUUUUGAGAUGCGCCUUCCUGCUUUCCACAAGGAUAACAUAAUAGAUCCAGACCUCGCUCAAUAUCUUUCCGACGACGCAUCCAGUGGCGAUGAACAGCCAAACCUACUAGCAGCAGCGACAGAAGGUCCACUGUCUAAAGGCGGCGUUGACAACGAAAGAACUAUGCUAGGUGGCUUCUUUGCCUCGAUGAAGAAGGGCCGUUCGGCUUUUGGGGACCGGAGCACUGUCGGAUUUGCCCAUUCCGGUCGUGACUUAGACGACAGCAGCAUGAACAGUCUUAGAGCGGCAAACUUACCCCGUUCUUCUCGCCGUCGCAAUCUCAGUGUCGCUAGCAGCAUUCAUCGCCAGUCCCCUCGUACUUCAAAGGAGGCUAUAUUCAACCCCUACGACCAUCAAAAUGCUGGGCAAGCUAUACCCGCUUCUCUAAACGCUAGCGGAUUCAAAAUGACUAGGAGUUCCUCCAUGAGAGGCUCUGGAGCACCGCCGGUUGAGAUGGGUAAAGCUAGCUUACAGCACGUUCGUAAACUGCUGCGGCAGCUCCUUGAUGACUCCUCAGUACCACAUCCUCAAAGCUGGGAGACAGCACUUCUUCCCAUUUUGCUGAAAGCAGCCGAUGAAGUGGACCCGGAAGUUCAGAGUGGCGACGAUAUGGACAUUCGUCAUUAUAUCAAACUGAAGAAGAUACCAGGUGGACGUCCUGGCGAUACCUCCUAUGUGUCAGGCUUGGUUUUCAGCAAAAAUGUCGCGCUCAAAAGCAUGCCCCGGAGCAUUAUUCAGCCAAAAAUUCUCAUCAUCGCCUUCGCCCUGGAAUAUGCGCGUCAUCAACAGCAGUUCAUGAGCUUGGAGCAUGUCAUUCGACAGGAACGUGAGUUCCUUGAAAAUCUGAUCAGCCGAAUAUCAGCCUUGCGGCCCAAUCUGCUGCUGGUUGAAAGGAAUGUUUCAGGACUGGCUUUGGAACUGCUAGACCGCGCCGGGAUUGCAACCGUGUACAAUGUCAAAUCGUCAGUCCUUGAGGCUGUUUCCCGAUGCACGCAAACCCGAAUUAUCACUUCUAUGGAUAAACUUGUGACCACCCCGGUGACCAGCGAAUGCGGCAGCUUCGAUGUGAAAACGUACGUCUACGGAGGCCAACGCAAGACCUACAUCUAUAUCUCUGGUUGCCAAAAGGAGCUUGGGUGCACAAUUGUUCUUCGCGGAGGUAAUGGUGAUGUACUUGCAAAAGUGAAAAGGAUCACUGAGUUUAUGACUUAUGUUGUGUAUAACCUCAGGCUGGAGACUUGUGUUAUGAGAGACGAAUUUGCGCAAAUUCCUGCGUCACCCACGGUCGAGAAAAAGUUUGAUGAGGCGCACCAGCGGCCACAGUCCUCGCUAGCGACAAUGCAAGACGCUGCGACAGUGCAGUCGACAAAACCCGUCACUGAUAAGCAAGAUAAGGGUGUAUCAAGCGACGUUGCCGACGUCCCUGAUGAUGUUCCCAUGCCGACCUAUUAUGAGGAUAUCGUUCGAGACCAUGAGACUAAGCUUCUGUCUGCAUCACCUUUCGUCAAAUUUGAACCCCCAUAUCUUCUUAUGCGGGCGAGGGCCAUGGAGCGGAGACUAGCUUACCUCAAACGCCUUCGUGAUCAAAGUUCCCAAGAGGACCAAUCAACUGACGAGAAGACUAAAAACCUCAAAUUCUCUCUUAUAACGCCGGAAAUGGUUCACGAGGCGCCCAAAGAUGCAUCUCCCAAGGUCAAAGAGGUCCUUCAAGCAGUCCAUGAUGCGGAGUACGACCGAGCCCUGCACCACUAUCAGACUCAAAAACGCCAGUGGGAAGCCUACAUUUCCGGCACAGUUGGUCUCUUCGACCCGUACGCGCACCAGAAUAUCGUCAUUCUGUUCAGCCUUGUUUGUACUACAACGUCGGUUCCAUGCUCAGGGCCAGAUCUUCUUGCGUUGGAGUUCUAUAAUGAGCAUGGAGAUGAUAUCGUAUUCGAGCCUGACUGUACACUCGGACAAUAUGUGGAGGACAUAUGUCUCAACGCAAAUGCCGUAUGUACGGCCAAUGGCUGUGAAAAGCGAAUGCAUGAGCAUCAUCGCCAGUAUGUGCACGGGGAAGCCCAGAUUAGCAUUUUCACUCAGCCAUAUCCCUCAAAGCUCCGAGGUUUUCAAGACACAAUUCUGAUGUGGAGCUGCUGCAAAAUAUGCGGCAAUGAAACGCAAGUCUUCCCCAUGUCUGAUAGCACCUGGAAGUAUUCCUUUGGCAAGUACCUUGAGCUUUCGUUCUGGAGCAAGAAUCUGCAUGCUCGUGCGGGAGUCUGCCCCCACGACCUGCAAAGAGAUCAUCUACGCUAUUUUGGCUUUAAGGACAUCGCUAUUCGAAUUCAAUAUGAUCCAAUCAAUCUGCUUGAGAUCAUUGUUCCCAGAACGAGAGUGACCUGGAAAGUUGAUAAUGACUUGACGCUCAAGAAAGAAGUUUACUUGAAGAAUGAGCAGCGCAUUACUAAAUUUAUGCUUUCGGUCAAAGCACGGCUAAAAGCAAUAAACGUUGAAAGUGUGCUACCGGAUCUCGUGGAGGAUUGUAAGGUGGAGAUUGAGAAUAUGACCAAGAAGGCCAACGAGCAUCACACUCAGAUGAUCAAGCAAUUGCAAGAGAGGUACAUGAAUUCUCGGUAUUGGGAGGUCAUCCCCUUGAACAAGGCGAUGAGGUCCGUUCAGGAAAAAGUGGUGGAAUGGGAUAACGCCUUCGCUGAGUUUGAAAAGAACUUUUUCCCGUCUGAGAAGGAUAUCAGACGACUGGCUACUCUGCAGUUGAAGAAGAUUUUCCUGGACAGGGAUGCCUCAGUCACUUCUCUUACUUCAAAUGAUGAACAACCGACAACUCCAACUGAGGCUGAAAAUGAGCGGAGUCAGACUCCAGAUGGUGCUCGUAUAGUUCGCCGCAUGACGCUAUCCCCUGAGAAAACCCAGGAUUUUCUGACUUCGGUUGUUGAGGAGCAUUCAGGGGAGAAGAAAAGGGCCAUACCUCCCGAAGACCAUACCAACGCUGACGAAAUGCGCUCAGCUGCCCCGUCUCCUACCCCAGAGGGAAAACUCACUUCAGCAUCACAAGAAUCUCUCCACGAGGGUGCUGAAGUUGGAACUGAGACACAAAAUGCGGAUUCAUUAGCUGACUCGGCCCAGGAUGAAAUACCUCAAUCCUUGGGCAAUGAAGGCCUUUCAAAGCCCUCGGCUGAACGAGACAACCCGGAGGUAUUCCCUGAAGCCGUAGAAGUGGCCGAGGAUAAGGUCGGCGAUGCGGGCAGAAGCGAGAGCAAUGACGUUGAGCAGCCGACUGUUGGAUUGCCCUCGACGCCACAGCACGGUUUCUCUGCCAUUCCACGACCAUCAGAAGGUUCGUUCCGCCUCAAUGGGAAGUCCUCCUCUCCACCACUACUGCGCGCGCGAACACAGCCUGUCCUGAAUCUGAAGGAUCUUGCGCCGGACUCAAUUAGGGGCACAAGACUUGGUCCAGGCAAACUCCAAAGGUCUAGCGGCACUGUGAGCCCGCCAUUAGACUUCAAAUCGAAAAACUCAGAUAAAAGGUUGUCAGAGCGCUUUAAUCUUAGCGCAUUCCGAACUGCACGGCUCACACCGGGUCAAUCUUUGAUACCUCGCUCAAUACCUUCGAAGAAGAAUCGUGUAUCAUCUCUGGCCAAACAUUUCGAACAAUUGAGCCGUGAAUUUGAGAAAGAGCGCCAGCGUGAGCGAGCCCAAAGGGCUGCUAAAGGUAGCCACUCCCGUGCGUACCCCCUUGCUUCGUCGAAGCCCAUCGUGGAAGUGUACAAGAAUGUUCGCGAAGCAGUGGAAGAGCGCGAGCCAUCCGCUGAGGGUGACGACCUUCCCUCAUCGGUCCCGCGACUUUCAACGGAUGAGUCAGGUCGAGGGAGCCAGGACUCGGCAAGAGCUCCGUCAGACGAGGAGCAACGCCUACAGCCUCCAACCCCUGAUCCAUCCGCCGCUGAACCGCCAGCAAGCCAGUCUCAGGAAAUUGACCAUAAUAUAUCCGAAGCCGAGGCUGAAGAAGGGCACAGCGACGAAGAGCGCACCUCAGUAGACGGGCAUCAUGUUGCAGAUGCAAGCGACGAAUUGGCUAAAAAUUCACCGGAGGAUGAGUCUAUAGACCUGAAGGAGUUACCGAAGCACGAAAGGAGUACGCUCUUGAAACUGUUGACGAACUUUUGGUCAGAGCGAUCAGCCAGCGGUUGGGCGCCUCUUGAUUACCCACUCACCAUGUCUGACCACGUCUUUGCCGACUGCGAUAUAAUCGUGCGCGAGGACGAGCCAAGCUCACUCAUAGCAUUUGCCUUAGACUCCGGUGACUACAAAGAGAAGUUGGCUAGCAUACAGAGACGGCAUGAAGAAGCAGGUGACAAUUCGCUUGACCUGGAACGUGGCGUGGAAGCAAUGGAUGAGGCGCGGGUAGAGCAUGCGCUGCUGCGGUCUACCGGCACCCAUCUCAAGUACCAGUUUCAAGAAGGGCAAGCGAAGAUGCUGUGCAAGGUCUUCUACGCGGAACAGUUUGACGCCCUGCGGAAAAAGUGCGGCAUCGCAGAUCGCAUCGUGGAAUCACUAUCCCGGUGCGCCAAGUGGGAUUCGAAAGGAGGAAAAACCAAUUCGCUGUUUCUGAAAACUCUUGACGACAGGUUCAUUCUCAAGUCGCUGUCGCCCAUCGAGACACAGGCUUUCUUGAAGUUCGCUCCUGCGUAUUUUCAAAUCAUGUCUGAAGCAUUGUUUCAUGAGCUCCCAUCUGCAAUUGCAAAGAUGUUUGGCUUCUACCAGGUGAUUAUCAAGAACCCUGCCACAAACACCGAGUUCAAUUGGUUCCUUCUUCUAAUGGAGAACCUUUUCUACGACCGAGUGCCAACACGGAUUUUCGACCUCAAGGGUUCAAUGCGGAAUCGUAAGGUGCAAAGCACCGGUGAACGAAAUGAGGUUCUUCUUGACGAGAACAUGGUGGACUUCAUCUAUGAGACUCCCUUGUUCGCUCGGGAGCACUCAAAGAAGCUUCUAAGCCAGAGCGUGUGGAACGAUACUCUCUUUUUGGGCCGUCAGAAUGUCAUGGACUACUCGUUGAUGAUUGCCAUUGAUGAGAGUCGCUCUGAGUUGGUGGUUGGAGUUAUUGACUGUAUCCGUACGUAUACCUGGGACAAGAAGCUCGAGUCCUGGAUUAAAGACCGCGGAUUCGCUGGUGGAGGCAAGAACCGGCCUACAGUGACCAGUCCGAAGGAAUACAAGAGUCGGUUUAGAGAAGCUAUGGCGCGUUACGUGCUACAGGCACCAAGCUGCUGGCAUCAGUUUCAAUCAUCACGAUAUGCGCCAAUGGAAGCUCAUGGGCACUUGAGCCACCACCACUCUCUGACCGAGGGAGACGCCGCUGAAGCUGCUGGACACGGCUUCUAG
Aspergillus mulundensis is the source of this 7473-nucleotide messenger RNA. Its product is annotated as 1-phosphatidylinositol-3-phosphate 5-kinase FAB1. Gene Ontology annotation, biological process: phosphatidylinositol phosphate biosynthetic process. The record is from RefSeq and is a predicted model, not a curated record. Gene Ontology annotation, molecular function: metal ion binding; 1-phosphatidylinositol-3-phosphate 5-kinase activity; ATP binding. Lineage: Eukaryota; Fungi; Ascomycota; Eurotiomycetes; Eurotiales; Aspergillaceae. The coding region runs from base 1 to 7473 and encodes 2490 amino acids. Gene Ontology annotation, cellular component: endosome membrane; fungal-type vacuole membrane. The transcript has 2 exons.